CAUAUUUCCAGGUGCUAGGCAGUGAGAUCACACAAAGGAAAUUCAAAGAAAAGAAUUUCAAAUGAGGAAAGGAACCUUAUAAAUAGGGUUCGCGGGCGCACGUAGCCAUCUUUUCUUUUGUGUGUGGCAGUAAGAACACCUAUUUUCUUUCGACAGUACAUGCAGACGGACUUCGACAUGCAGACGGAGAUUUUCGAGCAGGGAGCCGAUGAGUCGACGGGGACUGAUCCGGCGGAAUCCCUGGUGGGCAAAGUCGCCGCCCAGUCCGCAGAACUUAGGAAGCUUUCUUCCAAGAUGUCUCGGUUUAUGGAUGUUAUGUCCACAAAUCAAAAUGAGACAGUCCCACGUGCGAAGCAUGGGGGCGAUUUACCUGAUGAUGACUUGCUCAGCAUUUUCGCUGAUAACAGUGUAUCUAUUUGUUCGUCGCCAAGCAGGGCGGAUAGUUACGACCCUGAGUUGGAUCUAUUGGAGACACCGGGUGUGGUGGAAUCGAAUGUAGUUUCGAGUUUCUUUCCACCCGAUUGUGACCUGUAUAAGGGCACAUUGGAUUUCAGAUCGCCUGUGUCUGAUAGCCUGGCGGCUCGCAUGACCAAAGCAGUAACGCUUCCUCCGAAGAAGGAAAGCAUUGAGAAGAUUGCUACUCAAUAUCUUACACCGGAGAAUGCUCCAGCGGUUUGCACGCCGAGGAUUCCCCAGGAACUGUGGGGCUCAAUUCCACCGAAUUAUCGUGCUGCCGAUAGUCGUGCACAGAAGUUGCAGACUCAUAUUGUGAAAGGUUUGCUUCCCUAUGCGGAGAUUCUUUCAGAGUUACAGAGCGCGGCUUCGGAGAAGCGCGAUGUGGAUACCAACCGCAUUAAGCGUCUCGCCCUCGACGGUAUCACACUAAGCGGUUUUGCCUCCUACGAAGUGAGCAUGAGGCGUAGGGAAGAAUUGAAGCCCUCUUUUAACCCCAAGUACAAGGGUAUUUGCAGCCGUUCAGUAUCGGUAUCUGAGGGCCUCUUUGGAAGUGAAUUUCAAGCGACCCUUAAAGGGGUCGGAGACUCGUUUCUGGUCAGUCAGAAAAUUUCGCCUCAGAACUUCAGGGGGCGUGCCAAGCGCAACUAUCAGCGACCAGCCCCAUAUCGGCAGGACAAGCGGGAUUAUUCUCGUUUUUCGAGGGAUCGCAACAGCGGCCCAUCUGGAUUUAAGGAGUUUCGCGCCCCAGCGACAGUUUCCAAGGCUCCACAGUCCAAGUACAACGCAGAUCGGGGCAAGUUUAACAAGCCCGGUUUCCCAAAAAACUAGGUCUUGCAGAAGCUUCGGGAGGACAAGGUGGACAUUGCCCUUCUAAUCGCUCCUUUGUGGCGAGCCCAGCCAUGGUAUCCC
Messenger RNA from Strongylocentrotus purpuratus (purple sea urchin), 1365 nucleotides. RefSeq lists its product as uncharacterized. The transcript has 2 exons. Bases 160 to 1284 code for a protein of 374 amino acids. Lineage: Eukaryota; Metazoa; Echinodermata; Echinoidea; Camarodonta; Strongylocentrotidae. The record is from RefSeq and is a predicted model, not a curated record.